Messenger RNA from Bombus pyrosoma, 2660 nucleotides. RefSeq names its product ribosomal oxygenase 1 (gene NO66). Lineage: Eukaryota; Metazoa; Arthropoda; Insecta; Hymenoptera; Apidae. Gene Ontology annotation, cellular component: nucleolus. The transcript is spliced from 6 exons. The coding region runs from base 693 to 2573 and encodes 626 amino acids. Gene Ontology annotation, molecular function: histone H3K4 demethylase activity; histone H3K36 demethylase activity. The record is from RefSeq and is a predicted model, not a curated record.
AACAUACAAUUUUACCUCAUUUCAUUGCUUUACAUUUCAAUUACUAGAUAUAAUAUAUAUAUAUAUAUAUAAACAAUUUAUAAAUAAAAACAAAAAGCCUAUGAUUCUAAAAUCAUGUAUAUGUGAAUAAACAAGUAAAAGUAUUUAGUAUAAAGUAAUGAUCAUACUUUUGCGUUAUUCUAUUUUUAUUAUUAAUUAUUAACUACGAACACUGGAUGUAAAAGUAAAAUUUGUCAGAUAAGAAAACGUUAUGUAAUAAAUAAAAUACAAAAAGAAGACAAAGAAACUACAACAAUAAAGUUCUUCGACAAAAGAGAUCUAAUUGUUAUGUCCCAUCUGAAAAAGCGUCUAAAAAAUUCUUCUCUGAAAAUAUCUAAAAUCUUUGUUAAUCAAAUCAAAAUCGAAAAUGAUGCUGAUUGUAUUUUUCGAUUCAUGGGGAAUCCAUUUCCUUAUAAGAAAUAUUAUGAAUUGAAUGCCGCUUUCAAUUGAAUGUUUAAAACUACUAUGAAUCUGGUAUGACGUACAUUCAUAACCACGUGUUGUGGUAGGACCGUGGUUGUAAGUAGUAACUUGCGACCUUGUGACAGUGAUAAAUUCGAUUUGAGAGUUUUUAUGACGACAAUAAUAUUAGCUAGCUGCUAAAUUUGAUCGGAUUAUAAUCAUAAAGUUCAUGUAGAUGUAUACAUUUCACGAUGCUUAAAUGUCAGGAACCAACAUCUGCAUUCGCAAUGUAUGCUAUGAAACGUAAAAAUGCAGAAUUAUCAUCACAUUCAAAGAGAUUAAAGAAAAAACAUAGUCCUCCAGAAAAACGAGCGGGUUUAAAGAAUGAUGCGCAUUUGAAAAUACCAAGAAAGGCAAAACAAGCACCUGUGCAGAAAAGUGUUCAAGAGAUAAACAAGGUUCCAAGAACAAUAGAUAAAAUUCAAAAUGUAAAUGGAAAUAAUAAUCUAAUAUCUAAAAAGACUAAUUCUUCUGUGUCUUCUAAGAAAAAUAAAUCAAUUCAAAAACCAAUACAUAAAGGAGAUAAAAAGAUGGCUAUAAUUCCUAGUUCAAAGAAAGUUGAAUCAAAAAAAAAAUUAAGAAAUUCUGUUUUAAUGGUAAAUAGCGGUGUUGCAAAAAUGAAACAGAUUAAACAGAAGCAACAGAAACAAGUGAAAAGCAAAAGAUUAAUAAAAAAGAAUACUCGAGAGACUGCUUAUGCCAAUUGUAACAUAACUGAAGAAAACCAUGAGAAUCCACUAAUGACAAGUCGCUCGAUGUUUGAAUGGUUAAUACAUCCUAUGAAAGUAGAAGAUUUUUUUGAAAAUAAUUGGGAAAAAACACCUGUCCAUGUAAAGAGAAAUUUUCAUAAGUAUUAUAAAUUACUUAUGUCUACUCCAAUGUUGGAUAAAAUAUUAAGGGAAUCUUAUAUUUUAUUUACGAAAAAUAUUGAUAUUACCUCGUAUGAAAAUGGUAUAAGAGAAACGCAUAAUCCUGUUGGCCGUGCAAUUCCAAGCGUUGUUUGGGACUAUUAUAUGAAUGGAUGUUCUGUUAGAAUGUUAAAUCCACAAACAUACAUACCAAAGUUACAUUCCUUAAAUGCCACGCUACAAGAAUUUUUUGGCUGCUUUGUUGGUGCAAAUUCCUAUUUAACACCUCCUAAUAGCCAAGGUUUUGCUCCACAUUAUGAUGAUAUUGAAGCCUUUAUAUUACAAAUUGAAGGUAAAAAAAGAUGGAGAUUGUACAAACCACGGAAUGAAAAUGAAUACUUGCCAAGGUAUUCUUCGAAGAAUUUCUCACAAUCUGAGAUUGGUGAACCUAUAUUAGAUACAGUUGUAAAUGCAGGAGAUUUGUUGUAUUUUCCACGAGGAACGAUUCAUCAAGGUGAAACUAUUGACAAUACACAUAGUCUCCAUAUUACACUAAGUGUUUAUCAAAAAAACAGUUGGGGUGACUUUUUGGAGAAGUUACUUCCAAAUGCAUUAACAACUGCUAUAGAAGCAGAUAGUGAAUUUCGAAAGGGUUUACCUAUUGAUUACCUAAGACAAUGUGGAUUUGCAUAUUCUGAUAUUCAGAACAGUGCCAAGGAUGAAUUCAAGGAAAGAAUAAAACAUUUAUUUAAUAAAUUAAUAGAAUAUAUUGACAUAGAUAAAGCUGCAGAUUUAAUGGCAAAAAAUCAUAUUCAUGACUGUUUACCACCUGUUAUUUCUGAAAGUGAACAGGAAUGCUCUGCUGUUCAAGAUGGUGAAAAGAUGAUUGAAAAUGGAAUUGUUGAAAACAGGGUAGAGAUAGAACCUGAUACUAGAAUUCGAUUACUGAGAUCUCAUUGUAUAAGGUUAAUUAAAGAGGAUGAGACAUUUAGGAUAUAUUAUUCGAGUGAAAAUUCUAAAGAAUAUCACGAGUAUGAACCACAAUUUUUAGAAGUUGGUGAAGAAUUUGUACCUGCUAUUCGAGAUAUGAUAUUGCGAUAUCCUGACUUUAUACGCGUAGAAGAUUUGCCAAUUGAUAGUGAAGAUAAUAAGAUACAGAUAGUUAAAGAUCUUUGGGAAAAAUGUCUUCUUGUAACAGAAAAUCCAUUAUGUAUUUUGGAAUAAUCACAUAUUUUAAAUAAUAUGUAUAAAAAUCAAUAAAAAAAUAAAUAUAAUAUAAUAAUGUAAUAAAAACUAAAGCUCAAAGGUUCA